This is a messenger RNA of Paramecium octaurelia, 2133 nucleotides long. NCBI's taxonomy places the organism in Eukaryota, Ciliophora, Oligohymenophorea, Peniculida, Parameciidae. The record is from the annotation of a GenBank genome assembly.
AUGAAAAAUAAUUCUAAUCAGAGGAAUAUAGAUUGUUCCUCUAAGUAUACUGAAGGUAUCAAUAAUUUCAUAGUAAAUUAGGCUUUUACUUACAUAAUUAAGAGAAAUACUAAGAAGCUAUUGAGUACUUCGACUAAGCUAUUGAAAUUAAUCCCAAAAAUAGUUUGCCAUGGUAUUAUAAAGGUAAGUAUGGUUAAAGUAGUUUUAUUUAGGUUUCUCAUUAAAAUUUACAGAAAUACUAAGAAGCUAUUUUUUGUUAUGAAAAAGCUAUUGCAAUUUAUCCUAUGUUUGAUCUCCCAUGGAAUAAUAAAGGUAAUUAUUUUUAAAGUAGUAUUAUUCAGGUUUAGUAUUAUCCAAAUUCCAGAAAUACUAAGAAGCUAUUUUGUGUUAUGACUAAGCUAUUGCAAUUAACCCUAAAUGUAAUAUGACAUGGAAUAAUAAAGGUUAGUAUUUUUAAUAUUAUUAUUUAGGCAAAGCAUUACACAAUUUGCAGAAAUACUAAGAAGCUAUUGAAUGCUAUGAUAAAUCCAUUGCAAUUAAUCCCAAAUGUAAUAUGACAAGGAAUAAUAAAGGUAAUUAUUUUCAAGUAUUAUUAUUUAGGUUUAGCGUUAUAAAAAUUACAGAAAUAUUAAGAAGCUAUUUUGUCUUAUGAAAAAUCUAUCUCAAUUUAUCCCAUGUUUUAUAUACCAUGGAUUAAUAAAGGUAAUUAUUUUUGGAUUUAUUAUUAUUAUUUAGUUAUAGCAUUAUACAAUAUCCAGAAAUACUAAGAAGCUAUUGUGUCUUAUGAAAAACUUAUAGCAAUUAAUCCGAAAUAAAGUGUGGCAUGGAAUAAUAAGGUAAUUAUUUUUAAGAUAUUAUUAUUUAGGUUUAGCUUUAAACAAAUUACAGAAAUAUUAAGAGGCUAUUUUGUCUUAUGAAAGAGCUAUUGAAAUUAAUCCAAAAGCUUAUAAUGGAUGGAAUAAUAAAGGCAAUUAUUUUAAAAUAUCAUUAUUUAGGUUUAGCUUUAUACAAUUAACAGAAAUUUCAAAAAGCUAUUUUGUGUUAUGAAAAUACUAUUGCGAUUAAUUCCAAAUAUCAUAUUCCAUGGAAACCUAAAUAAUAUUUUGAUAACUAUUAUUUAGGUUUAAUACUAUACAAUAUACAGAAAUAUUAAGAAGCUAUUUUGUGUUUUGAUAACGCUAUUGCAAUUAAUCCCAAAUAUGAUCAGGCAUGGAAUAAUAAAGGUUAUUAUUAUUUUAAGCAUUAUUAUUAGGUUUAGUACUAUAAAAAUUAUAGCAUUACGAGGAAGCAAUUUUGGCUUAUGAAAACGCUAUUGCAAUCAAUCCAAAAACUGAUAUAGGAUAGAAUAAUAAAGGUAAUUAUAAUUAAAUAUUAUUAUUAUCUAGGUUUAGCAUUACACAAUUUACAGAAAUAUUAAGAAGCUAUUUUGUGUUACAACAAAGUUAUUGCCAUUAAUCCCAAAUUUUAUAUAUCAUGGAAUAAUAAAGGUAAUUGAUUUUAAAGUAUGUUUGUUUAGGAUUUACCUUAUACAAUAUCCAGAAAUACUAAGAAGCUAUUUUAUGUUAUGAUAAAGCCAUUGCAAUUAAUCCUAAUUAUGCUCUGGUAUGGAAUAAUAAAGGUAAUUAUAUUUUUAAGUGUCAUUCUUUAGGUUCAGCAUUACACAAUUUACAGAAAUACUAAGAGGCUAUUGAAUGUUAUCACAAAGCUAUUGUAAUUAAUCCCAAAUAUGACAUGGCAUGGAACAAUAAAGGUAGUUAUUUAUCAAAUUUCAUUAUAAUUUAGGCUAAUCAUUAUUAAAUUUACAAAAAUACGAGGCAGCUAUUGAGUGUUACGACAAAGCUAUUGAGAUUAAUCAACAUUAUGAUGUUGCUUUGAGUAAUAAAGGUAGAUUGAAACUUAAUAUCAAUUAGGCUUUGCAUUACAUCAAUUAAAUAAAUAUGUAGAGGCAAUAUUAUGUUAUGAUUAAGCAAUUUCUAUUUGUAUCAAUCCACUAAGGUUAAAAAGAAAAGGUAAAUCAUUUUAUUUAAUUUAUAUUUAGCUGAUUCAUUAUUUGAAUAAGGAAAAACAAAUGAAGCCAAGCAGUUUUACAUAGCUGCGUUGGAAUAAGGAUCAAAUGAGUUAUAAAAGUUAUGA